UCAGUGCGUAUGCGUUGCACAUGGCGCGUUGCCGCGAGCAGUUUCAGUUGUCGAGAAGUUUCCGAAUUGCUGCUUAUUAUUCGCGCUGGGCGCCCAGUGUGCGUAGCAAGAUGUAGGCCUUCUCGGCGCAUUGUUUGUUUUGCGACCGCGACGAGCGUGAACGUGCCCUUUAAGUGCCGUGCUCGCUGGCCGAACGGUGGCUGCUCGUUCGUUCUAUGGGCUUUCUCUGUUCGUUUAGGAUCGUGCGCUUCGCUUUGUAUACGUCGUGGACGGGUUGCGGCAAAGCGCGCGCUUUUUUCUCCGCUCGUGCCGUGAGAGAUGGAUGACGAUCGAAGGAUGGAUCACAAAGGCGCCGUAAAGCACGGCACUCACGACGACGACGGCUCGAAUCGCAGGAUGUUCGCGCUGCGGCUGGUGACGCUGGACCACUACCUGGCUGCACCGUCGGCCCCCCUGGACCCGCUCGUCUCCAAGCUGGGCGGCUGGGAAGUUUGGCAGGUGCCCGUGCUGAGGAUCUUCGGUGUGACGCCGGCAGGCCAGAAAGCAUGUCUGCACGUUCACGGGGCCCUGCCGUACUUGACAGUGCCAUGCACGGAGUCACGGCCCGAGCGCUUUGCCGUCGUGCUUGCCUCCGAGAUCGACCUGCUGCUCAACACGGCUGCUGGACGGGCCACCAGCAUGCACCGGCAUGUCCACCACGUGGCCGUCUUUCGUGGGACGCGCCUGUACGGGUUCCAUGACAGAGAGGAGACCUUUCUGCGAAUCUACCUCUACAACCCGAAUCACGUGCCCAAAGUCGCAGAGCUGUUGCUGUCGGGGCACGUGCUGAAACAGACGAUGCAACCACAUGAGGCCCACAUUCCCUAUGCCUUGCAGUUCAUGGUGGACCACAACCUUCACGGCAUGAGCUUCGUGCGCGUGGAGUCGUUCAAGUUCCGGCGGCCUCUGAGCUGGGCGCACGACGACAGAAGCAAGGCCCUGGGCAAUGGACCUGGCAUCUGGAGCCUGCGAAACCUUCCUGUGGAGCUGUUUGGAGAUUUGGAGAAGCAGACGACGUGUGAGCUGGAGCUGGACUGCUGUGCGAAGGACAUACUCAACGCCAAUGAGAAAGAGGUGCUCAAUCCAGGACUGGCAGCUCUGUGGCAAGAAGAAGAAGAGCGUCGGCAGGAGCCAGUCUCUUGGGCGCCCCUUUCGCUAGAGGACGACAGCUUCCCCCCAACGGAGAGUGAGCGGUUCUAUCUGGCCAGGCUUGACAAGCUGCUGACCAGGCCAGUCACGGAAGAGCAGGACCAAACGGGUAGGUGGGCAUGUCGAUGGUCUGUGGAGAUGGUUGCUUCUCUUUCUCACCCAUUCUCUUGGCCUCAGGCAUCGCCAAGCAGUCCAGGAAGAAGCACCAUUCCCGACUGCUAGAUACUUCCCACGGGAUCCUGGACAGUCAGGAUGAGGCACUGGCUGAGGCACUGGCCCAGGCAGCAUCAAGCUGGCACCAGAGUGCUGGGGAGGAGGACAGCAUCUUGGGGAGCCUGCCGGCGCCUGACAAUGUAGUCGACGAUGAGGAUGACAACGAUGUCGAGGACAUGUCACAGGU
Messenger RNA from Rhipicephalus sanguineus (brown dog tick), 1588 nucleotides. Its product is annotated as DNA polymerase zeta catalytic subunit. The record is from RefSeq and is a predicted model, not a curated record. NCBI's taxonomy places the organism in Eukaryota, Metazoa, Arthropoda, Arachnida, Ixodida, Ixodidae. Gene Ontology annotation, molecular function: DNA-directed DNA polymerase activity. The transcript has 10 exons. Gene Ontology annotation, biological process: error-prone translesion synthesis; double-strand break repair via homologous recombination. Gene Ontology annotation, cellular component: nucleus; zeta DNA polymerase complex. Bases 319 to 1410 code for a protein of 363 amino acids.